CUUUUCGGCCGCUUCGCCGUGGGGAGAAAAAAGGGAGCACAGACACCGCCCACCAGGUUCUGUUUAUCAGAAGUGUAAUGUGAGCUGCAGUGGUGUGUCUACAGCUGGAUCCAGAAAGGCAUUAGGGAGGGUCACAAUGUCAAUCUUUGUUCACUAAAGCUUAAAACAAAUGCACAAAAAUACAUGAUUUUAGUCUAUUCUGCAACAGGCCCCGCACGCCUUUAUUAAUGAACAAAAAAUUCUGCCCUGAAUAUGUAAGUGAGACAAAUUUUUAAAACGUGAGUGAAGUUCAAAUCAAAAUACUGUUAAUGGGUCAGUUCCCAACUUAAUACAGGGAAGAUUAGAUAGAGAACAUGAGACAAAUCAUUUCUUGGAAGAACUGGUCAAAAUAAGUUCACUUUUGAGUUAUGAACUCAAAUGUUCUGAGUAACUUUUCUCCACAAGAGUUAUUGAAGGUCAUUAAGAAAUCAAAAAUCAAAAUAAUAUAUGAUGGACUAGAAACUUCCCUUGCAUAUCUAUGGUUAUGUGAUUUCUGUUUGCCCCACUUUGCUCAGAUCUACAGUUUUUCCUGUUUACUGCUGCAAUUGUCCCCUCUGUUCAAUUGUAGUAUGUAAAAACUCUGUUCUAUAAUUUCAAGCCAUGUUUUGUUUUGUAGUGUGUAGUUGUGCAAUAAAGCAAAAAAAAAAAAUGUCAAGUCCACUUAAUAAAUCCUGGAAUUCUGAAACCAGAUGGUUCACAUCAUGAAAUGGCCAGCACUCACAAGGGGCGAAAGGCGGUGCUUCCGAAAUCGAGUCUUUUUACUUCCGGGUAUGUAAGGAGUACACUCAAAAAAUGAAUCUUUCAUAAAUAAUUUGGUUUUUUUGUGUGUUCUUAAGGUAAUAUAAGAUCAUUUUUAUAGAUAAAAGAAAGAAAGAAAGAAAAAAGAAAAUCAUGGUUUGGCCCGUUUGGGUUCUGGCUGGGAUACGGAGCUCCACCUCCAGCUCCACCACACCCGCACAGCCUUUAUAUAGUCUCACACAACAGAUAAACGAUGAGAUCAGUCUCCUCAUCCUGACCGGAUCUGGGAUAUUUCUGUGAGUCUCUUGUGCCGAAGGUGGAUCUAACUCCAUGCAUGUUUGAGCUCUGAAACCUUUGGCAAUAUAACACCUUCUUCUUUAAAAUCAGAAAAGUUGUUUUUGACUACUUUAUUUGAUCUAAUCACUUCAAGAAGACUUUGUAAGUCUGCUUUUUCUCUUUGCCAAAGUGACCCACAUUAAGAAAAGAAUACCAAACUGCUCUGUAGAUGGUGCUGACCAUAAGCACAAAAGCUCAACAUAUGUCUUGUAAAAACGUUUUUUCCUAGAGGACAUAAAGGCAUUACUUUAUUGAACUUUUUAUAUGGGGAUUUUUGCCAAAAUAAAAAUAUAUAUAAUAAAAUGGAUUCUAUCCUUCAAGCCUCUUUGUUGCUGUGUCUUCUUGGAGAUCUUUGCACAGUUGGGGCAGAAAUUAACACCUGUGUGCCAAGUAAUCAGAUGGAAUGUUUUAACGCAUCCGACUUUCAGGAUUCUUCUGAUAUUGUCAGCAUCAGGUUGUUAGAUGGUAAGAAGCUGAACAUCGACGUGAAUGGACUCUCUGGUUCUCCUGUCUGCAGCUGGAUUAGAGGAAAUCGAACGAUCGUGACAUCGAACACGAGUCACCUCAUGAUCACGCAACCGCUCAGUAAAACAGAUUCAGACCAGUACACUCUGACUUGUUCUGAUCACAAUACGACCAUUUUCUCAAAGACUGUGGUCCUCCAUGUUCUGCAAAGACGACCCACCAAACCACGGUUGCUGCUGACAGACGUAGAAAACGCUUUGAGAUCUGCUUAUUUUAUGUGCAUUUCUGAGGAUAUUCCCAAGCCAACAAUUGAAUGGUCGACAAACGAGAAAGGGAUGGAUAUUUCCGAUGAAAAGGCAAAGAGCAAGGUGUCAACUACUCGCUAUGAGGACAAAGGAGUGACGUGUUGUGCCACCAACACAGAAGGACAAGAAUGCACACAAUUAUAUGACUAUGACUUUAAUGAGAAGGAAACUGAUUCUAAUGUGACCUUGAGCCCCGGAGAGAGUUUACUGCUUCGCUGCAAAAUUGAUCAUUUAAACCAAUAUGCUACUUGGAAGAAAGACGGGGAAGAACUGGACCUGGGCUCAUUAAGAUGCCAAGAUAAGCAAAUCAAAGAGAUGUGCCUUUUAGCUAAUAGGCAUGUUUGGCGGAGGUCCUACCUGUCCAUCCCUAAAGUUAGUGAGAAGCACAGUGGCACCUACACCUGCAGCUUGAACAACAAGGACAAAUCUUUUCACAUCCAGGUUCAGGCUGAAGGUUUCGUCUCCGCUCAGCUGGACGAACGCUUGAACGUGUUAGCUGAGAAAAAGGCUGGCGUUUGUUUGGAAGCAAAACUUUCCUACCGCCCUGCACUCCAGCUUUGCUACUGGGAGGAUCCUGAUGGGAAGGUUACUAAAUGCACAGAGACUUGGCCAGCAAAGCACAGGACUGUGAAAUUUUGUGAACUCAAAACAUCAGGAAUCUACAAGUUAUUUCUUGAAGCUGCAGGAAAAAAGGAAACAAAGGAGAUCACAGUUUGUUUUGCAGACAAACCAGAAUUCAAGCUUGACCAAGGUCCUAAUUCCCUUACUUAUGAGGUUGAGAGUGUCACACCAGUAAACUUCACAUGGACAUCCUGCAAAUCUUCUAAUGACAGCUGUGAAACAAACUUAUCCUGGGAGGUGGUUGCAGACGGCUAUGAAGAACACCCUGAUGAAUUGUGUGUCAAAAAAGUAAAGAGCUCAUUGAACGGAAGCGAGGCAGCAGGAUUCUAUGUUAAGUUUUGCGUGAAAAACUCUCUUGGGGUCUGGUGUGACCAAACGUUUGGGUUGAACACGACAGCUUCCCCACAAGUAUCUGCAGGAUUUCUCCAUCCUGAUUCCAGCCCCUCUACACCAUUAAUAGUUGGUAUUGUCGUGCCAUUGGCUCUAGUCUUUAUAGUAGUGAUGGGGCUCUUCUACUUUUUCCGAAAGAAACGGCAGUACCAGCUUUAGAUGAUCCAGACGGUUGGGCCCAACGGGAAAUCAAGGAAGAACUUUGAGCUCACCAACCAGGAAUACAUUUCAGGAAUCAGACCCUUGACGACCAAAAAGAGCUCCUUGGAGAUGAAAAUAUAUCAAAAGGUCUUCCUUGUGGUAAAACCUGCAAAAGCUUGAGUCUAUAUUUUUUAAAAACUUUGCCAGUGGUCUUUUAGUUAUGAUGAUGCAGUUUUUAGCCAAAAUCAAAAAGCCUGUGACGUUUUUUAAGACAUAUUUUCUGCAGAUUGGCAGGAGUUCAUCAGAAAUUCACAUCUGAGUUGUGGGUGGGAUUGUUGGAGUGGAAGUAACCCACCACUGAUAUCCCAUCAUUCCUUUGUUUACAGUGUUGCCGUUACCUUAUAGCCCCUCAGAACCCUAAACUAACAUUGGAACAAAAACGGCGAGCAAUAUCAGUACUAUCAAGCUGUUCAGUUUUAAGACAGAUGCAAGCUUGGACGAGGAAAACAAAGACGUUCAUGAAUCUAUUUGUAUUCAAGUGGAUCCAUCUGAAUGGAGUGGAGCACGGAGACCUUGGCCCACCUAUUUCAGUUGCAUCACCACUAAGAGCUUUCUCAAAAAGUACAUUUUUAUCAGCUCCUGCUCUUUCAGGAUUUGAACAAAGAAAUACUCAGAAACACUGUUAAAAACUUAAAUAUGUCCUUCAUAGUGAGAAAAAUGCUAUAAAAACAUGUUAAAAACACCAAUAACACAAUUUUCAUUACAGGGGUCUCUAACCACUUCCCAAACUUUUCCUUGAUAAGCAAAAUGUAAAAAACAGGGAUUUUUGCUAAAAGACUUAAAAUUUGUAUCAAGGCAAAACUGAAUAUCUUCACACUGGAUAAGGUGGGAGGCACAUUUUUUAAGUUUCACUUUCCUUCAUAAAUAAACAUUUCAAAUGACUUUUGUCUUAUAUUUAGUUGUGCUGACUGUGACUAAAACUGACAUGUUAUCAUAAGUUUCCUUCACAAAUCUCAUCAGGAAGAAAAUGAAACUGCUUGUGACCUUUGUCCUUUAGGGGGAAUUAUUGGACCAACUCUGAUAAAAUCGUGUGUUUGGUGUUUUUCACAUGUUCUUGUAAAAUUUGAUGAUGGAGGACACAUUUAAAGAAAACUAAGCUCAACGUACAUUUUUGAGACUUUUAUUUAAGUUGUUGUGAGCAGACACAAAAGUGCAGUUUGAAAAAGCUUGUUAGCGUGACGCAGCUCCCUGCUCUGCUCCUUUCUGACGCAGACAAAUGGAUUCAUGUACGUCUUCGUUUUUCUCGUCCGAGCUGGUAUUUGGAUCAAAACUGUAAGUCUGAGAAGCUCCAAUGUUGCUCGCCAUUUUUGCUGCACUGGUAAUGUUAGGUUGGUGUUGUGAGGGGCUGUAAGCUAGCAAAAGAGAGGAAAUAGAUGGAUGACUGGAAACAGAAAAACUCAAUUUUCUGGGGAACCAAAAAGAAACACUAACUUGAGCGAAAUCUAAAAAAGAUUCUCAAAAACAACGAUUCUCUCUAAAAAUGACAUACAGUUCAAUUUAGAUUGAAAAGGUUAAAGAAAACAUGACAAAUUAUCACUUGUAUUAAAAGACCUGGGUCUCAGCUAUAAAAGAAAAACUUCAGGCAGAAAACUGAGUGCAGACGUUCUCUGAAACUGACAAAGUAAAAAUGAAGAAGGAACUGAAUACAUUUUUUGUGAAUAAAAAGAAGAAAAUGUUAAGUUGAUACAGAAAUGUUUUUGGAAAACUAUUUUUCUUCAUUAUUAAAUGACACUUCUUGUCCUUAAAGUUUAAACAAACUAAAAAGUUGCAACCAAUAAUUUGUUUUCUUCUUUCUUUUUAUUGUAAUGUCCAAAUUUAUUCAGUUUGGACUUUGUCAUCAUCUGACAGCUGCAUCUGAAAUAUUGAUAUGUUAAACUUAAAAUAACGAUUCCCAUUUUCCUUUUUUUUUUUUUUUUAAAGAAACUGUUUCCUUGAAAUGUGCCACGCAUACAUGUUGGUUUGAUAUGUAAACAUGUUUAGUAUAUUGAAAAUAAACGUGUUUUUCAUGUGCAACUCCAACUUGUGUACCACUGUUUAUGUUCUCAUGUAAAAGCCCCAAUGAUUUGUGCGCAAUUUACGCAC
This is a messenger RNA of Oryzias melastigma (Indian medaka), 5177 nucleotides long. Its product is annotated as receptor-type tyrosine-protein kinase FLT3. The coding region runs from base 1416 to 3053 and encodes 545 amino acids. The transcript has 13 exons. Lineage: Eukaryota; Metazoa; Chordata; Actinopteri; Beloniformes; Adrianichthyidae. The record is from RefSeq and is a predicted model, not a curated record.